AAGCAUUGUCAGCCCAAGCCCAGUGGGGCCCCAGGCCUCUGUUGGAGCGAUGGCUGCUCAUGGCAAGGCCGUCUCGCUCCUCACAGUCACGAAUCGCGACGAACAGUUCAUGAACCUUGCCAUCACCCAGGCCGAGAAACAGUCCUACUUGCUUAAGCCCCAUAAUGGUCGCCUGCAGCACGUGAUCAUCCACAACAUCGCCUCCAGCCAGGAGAAGGAUCCAUGGUACGAACGUACCAAGGUGACAUGGCAAGUCCAGGCCAUCUCUGGCGAGGUGAGGCUGUUCACCGCCUGCAAGCAGCUGGGGCAGGAUGCCGGUUGGCAGCUCUGUGCAAGCAGAGCGCUGCCGUCGGACGCUCUCGACAACGCGCGCACUUUUGCAUUUGUCCACACGCAACGGGCAGACUUCCACACUUUGCCAUUCCAGUCCUGGAAGGUCAUUCCAGUGACAGGUGCAGGCACAGUGAAGCUGACGGUCGCGACGCGUUUCGGAGGACAAGAUGCAGACUUGUGGCUUGGGGUAUCAAAGCAGCGCAAUGCCUGGUCGAAGUGGGCAUGCUUGAUGGAGGAUUCGCAGGAGGCCUCGGAAUGGAUAUUGGUGCCGGGGUCCAUGGCCGGCACUCUGCGCCUGAAGCUCAGGGCGGACAGUGAGAAGGCAGCCUUCCUGUCCGUGCAUCGAUUGGAAACGUAUGAUAUGCGAAAUCGCAUGUCCACCUACGUGUGCGUGCACGACACUGAAGAUGGCAACUGCUGGGUCACGGACUGGCAAAUAGAAGCGGGUGGCUCUCUGCUUGAGAGUUUCCAGUUGAGGCUGGUCGAUGGCGGGAGCCCCAAAAGCCUGCGUGGCGGCUACCUGGACGUGCCGCUGCUCAAGACAGACAAGCGCAGUGCCACCACCUAUGCCAUCUUGCGCACAGAUGCCGGCAAGGAGGGCUUCCGGGUUUGGAGAAGCGAGGUUGUGAAGAAAGAGCCCUGGACGGUGAAGCUCGAGCUGAUCGAAAAGUCCGGCAAGGGCAGUGGCCAGUACUUGAGCUUCCGGGGUGUUUGCGACCGGGACCAGCAGUCAGGCUAUGUGUAUGUGGAAGGCGAGGGCUUGGCUUCACACUGGGAAUUGGAGAAGGGCGCCUCUGCAGAAAGCGCCUGCCUCAAGCUGGCGAUGCCUGCUGACCAGGCUGGCAGCGAAGUUAUUGGAUGGUACCUCUCCGCGGCGCGAGUGAAGGACUCCGACAAGCACACGGAUCAGUCCUCCUACAUGAUCGUGUGCAGCCCCAGCUCGGGCAUUCCCAGGGCCGAGUUCGCGCGUGAAGGUUUUCAGGCAUAGCCACGCACUUCUCAUUUUCCAGACAGUGCUUUUCGGCACGGGGAAAAUCGGUAGUUUUUUUUUAGUGUGCAGUCUUGGCGCAGUUUUGGCCAGCCCGCUUAAGGAGGGAACAGAGCCCUGCCCAUGACCAUCUCAGAGGAAGGCGAGACCCAA
Messenger RNA from Effrenium voratum, 1474 nucleotides. The record is from the annotation of a GenBank genome assembly. NCBI's taxonomy places the organism in Eukaryota, Dinophyceae, Suessiales, Symbiodiniaceae.